AUGAAGCCUUUUCGCUUUAUCGCACACCAAUCACCUUCUAUUCGUUCCACAGCUAGCUUCUGUGCAAUUCGGCAGGCCGCUUUUUCACAUUCCCACUUUCAGAACUACCCCUCCCCCUCCUCUUCCCUUUCCUCCCACCACUACCUCUUGCGCAACCGCAACCGUACCCUCACCACCUCACGUCACCUCUACAGGGCCGAAGUCUUAGUCUCCAAGAAGAAGCCCACCGCUGCCUCCAAGAUGACGACCACCGCGACGACCCUCAAGGGCCAGCCCCUCGACCGGCCGACGCUGGACGCCAUGCUGCGCCGCCGUCUGUUCUUCACGCCCGCCUUCGAAAUCUAUGGCGGCGUUGGCGGUCUCUUCGACUACGGCCCCCCUGGCUGCUCUCUGCAGGCCAACAUUAUUGACCUAUGGCGCAAGCACUUCAUCCUCGAGGAGGACAUGCUCGAGAUCGACUGCACCGUCCUGACUCCUCACGAGGUUCUCAAGACCUCCGGCCAUGUCGACAAGUUCGCCGACUGGAUGUGCAAGGAUCCCAAGAACGGUGACAUCCUGCGUGCCGACCACUUCGUUGAGGAUGUGCUUGAGGCCCGUCUCAAGGGUGACAAGGAGGCUCGCGGCGAGAAGGUCGAGGAGGCGGACGACCCCACGAAGAAGAAGAAGAGGAAGCAGAAGACCGUGGCCGUCAAGCUUGAUGAUGCCGUGGUCCAGGAGUACAGCGAGAUCCUGGCCAAGAUUGACAACUACAAUGGCGAGGAGCUCGGCGAGCUCAUCAAGAAGUACGACCUCAGGAACCCGGCCACCGACGUCCAGCCCUCCCCUCCUGUCUCCUUCAACCUCAUGUUCCAGACUGCCAUUGGCCCCUCUAGCAACCUUCCUGGCUACCUGCGCCCUGAGACCGCCCAGGGUCAGUUCCUUAACUUCGCCAAGCUCCUCGAUUUCAACAUGCAGCAGAUGCCCUUCGCAUCCGCCUCUAUUGGUCGCUCUUACCGCAACGAGAUCUCCCCCAGAGCCGGUCUCCUGAGAGUCCGCGAGUUCCUCAUGGCCGAAAUCGAGCACUUUGUUGACCCCGAGGGCGGCAAGAAGCACUCCCGCUUCGUUGAGGUCGAGGACCUUGAGCUUACCCUGCUGGACCGCAACACACAGCUUUCCGGCAAAACGGAUCUCCGCAAGAUGACGAUUGGCGACGCCGUGCGCAAUAAGGUCGUUGACAACGAGACUCUUGGCUACUUCAUCGCCCGUAUCCACCUCUUCCUCCAGAAGAUUGGUGUUGACAUGACCAAAGUCCGCUUCCGCCAGCACAUGCAGAACGAGAUGGCCCACUACGCUGCCGACUGCUGGGAUGCCGAGCUCCUCACGUCCUCCGGCUGGAUCGAGUGUGUCGGCUGCGCUGACCGUAGCGCCUACGAUCUGUCUGUCCAUGCCAAGAAGACCGGUGCUCCUCUGCUCGUCCGCGAGCGUCUCGACGAGCCCCGCGUCAUCGAGGAGUGGCAGGUCGAGAUCGAGAAGAAGAAAUUCGGUCCCCAGUUCAAGAAGGAUGGCAAGACCGUCGAGGCCGCCCUCGAGGCGACCACGCAGGAGCAGCGUGAGAAACUCUCCAAGCAGCUGGCGGAUAACGGCGAGCUCGAGCUCGAGGUCGCCGGUGUUGCCGACGGCAAGGUUAAGGUCAGCAAGGACCUCGUCAAGAUCGAGUUCAGGAAACGCGUUGAGAACACCAGGGAGUACACUCCCAACGUUAUUGAGCCGUCCUUCGGUAUCGGCCGUAUCCUCUACUCGCUCAUUGAGCACUGCUACUGGAACCGUUCCACGGAUGGUGGCGACGAGGCUCGUGGUGUUCUCUCCUUCCCUCCCACAAUUGCCCCUACUAAGGUCCUGAUCGUGCCCCUCUCGGCCAACGCUCAGUUCAAGCCUUUCAUCAAGAAGAUCUCGCAGAAGCUCCGCAAGAUUGGCAUUUCCGCCCGUGUGGACGACUCCUCCGCGACCAUCGGCAAGCGCUACAGCCGCAACGACGAGCUUGGUACGCCACUGGGCAUUACUAUCGACUUCCAGACUGUCAAGGACAGCACCAUCACGCUCAGAGAUCGUGACUCCACGAAGCAGGUCCGCGCGGACGAGGACACCAUUGUGUCUGCUAUCCAGAGCCUGGUUGACGGCUCCAAGGAGUGGAAGGACAUUGAGGCCACUCUCCCGGCGUUUGAGGGUCAGGAGGUUGAGGUCGCUGUGCGAUAA
Molecule: messenger RNA, 2232 nt
Organism: Colletotrichum truncatum
Lineage: Eukaryota; Fungi; Ascomycota; Sordariomycetes; Glomerellales; Glomerellaceae
Product: glycyl-tRNA synthetase
Biological process (GO): mitochondrial glycyl-tRNA aminoacylation
Cellular component (GO): mitochondrion; cytoplasm
Molecular function (GO): glycine-tRNA ligase activity; ATP binding
Source: RefSeq, a predicted model, not a curated record